GAACCCAGAAAUAAUGGAGUCUCUGUUUAAAUCAUUAAUGAAUUUAGUAUGGGCUGAUGGAGUAUAAAACUAAUUUUGGGCUUCAACCAUCAGCUUAAACUUUUGGUUGAAUUGGUCCUUUGACAUGGUAUCGGAGCCAGCGUGAUGUAAAGGUUACGGGUUUAAAUCUCAUCCACCCUCUUUUUAAAGUAGAAUAUUUCGCGCUGGGUAUGAAGAGGCCAAUGCUGCAUGCCUUCAUCCACAUUUGUGAGGGGCGUGAUAGAGUCAGAAAAUAAGUACGCACUUCUAAUGUGAGCUAAGCUUUUUUCAUUUGUAUUAACCUUAUAUGCACACCAACUGUUUGAUAAUUUGUCAAACUGCGAAAAUGUAAAAUGCAACGUGUGGUAAGGUGGAGGAGAGUUUAUGAUAUUUCAUUGUCAGUCAACGAUGGAAAUCAAUCAAUCAUAGGUGUUGCAGUAUGGAAUGUUGACUUUGCCUUAAAUCUGGAAGUCGAGAAGUCAAUUUAUGUACUCCGUAGUAUUUUUUUUUCCAAAUUGCAAAGUUGAUUUUUUUGGGUUGAUCACAUGCACUGCCAGCUACUAUGCUAGAUUGCUAGAUUCACGAAUCACCCUUGAAUAGCAUAGACUUUGUUAAUGGAAGACUUAACCAUACAAAUACUAAAAGUCUGUAAGCUUUUUGUUAUUCUGUUUACUCAAAGUUCAUUACUCUGGUGGCCAUCAUGGCUUAUGUCCACAUCCUUGUUCUCUAUCUUUCCUGCUUUUUGAUCAUUCAGUUCGGUUCAGCUCGAGUGGAUAUUACAACCACUGAAUUUCUAAGAGAUUCAGAAACAUUAGAGUCUAGUAAAGCCUUUUUCAAGUUUGGUUUUUUCAGCCCCAUUAACUCAACAAAUCGCUAUGUUGGAAUCUGGUAUAAUAAGGAAGUUGAUGAUAGAUUGGAAGUGGUAUGGGUAGCCAACAGGGAAAACCCAUUGAAUGAUUCUUCUGGGGUGCUCAAAUUAUCUGAGGAUGGAAAUCUUCAACUCUUUGAUGGACGAAACAAGAGAAUUUGGUCAUCAAAUGUAUCAGUUAAGAAUGUGGUAAAUAGUCCUGUUGCUCAACUUCUAAAUACUGGAAAGCUUGUUUUACUUUCCAAUGCCAGUGGUAUUAUCAUGUGGCAGAGUUUUGACCAUCCUACAGACUCAUUGUUGCCACAUAUGGAAGUAAGAAUUACAGAGAAUACAACUGUAAUGCCACUGCUUGCAUCUUGGAAGAGUGCAUCAGAUCCAGCAGUUGCACGUUUUACAGCGAGUAUAGUUCAGCGCAGCCUCUUAGAAAUCUUCAUCUGGGAUGGUGAUCUUCCUUAUUGGCGAUCAGGACCUUGGGAUGGUCGUCUGUUUGUGGGAGUACGAGCUAUGUACUAUUCUGCACAGGCUGUUGGAUUUCGUCCUGAAAAUGACAAUGAAGGCCCACGUAGCCUAUCUUUUUCUAUGACAAGCCAAAGAGUUACUGAACACUAUGUAUUGGCUUAUGACGGUAUGCUGUCACAAAAAGACUGGGAAGAUGAUAGAGGGGAUUGGACAGUUAUAUGGCAGUCAAUUGAACAUGAAUGUGAUAUUUACGGAAAGUGUGGAGAAUUUGGAAGUUGUAACUCAAAAAAUUCACCAAUUUGUAGAUGCUUGAGGGGGUUUGAACCUAGGAAUAACCAAGAAUGGAGUGCAGGGAAUUGGAGCAAUGGGUGUGUUAGGGGAACACCUUUGCAGUGCGGGACUAGAGGAGGGAAAACAGAUGGAUUUUUGAGAUUAAGGAAUGUGAAAGUGCCUGAUAAUACCACGUGGAUGGAUUCAGUUGAUGAUGGGGAUUGCCAGAGACAAUGCCUAGGGAAUUGUUCCUGUUCAGCUUAUGCUUAUACUUUUGGUUUUGGGUGUAUGAUCUGGAGUGGAAGUUUGAUUGACAUUCAGGAAUUCUCCUCUGCUGGGGUUGAUCUUUUUGUUCGGGUGGCUCAUUCAGAACUAGCAGGUAAAACCAGUAAAUGGAAAGUAGUUGUUCCAGGUAUAGUGAUCGGGGGUACAGCUGUGUUAGUUGUCUCUCUGUACAGUCUAUGGAGGUGGUUGCAUCGACGAUAUGCAGGCAAGAAGGCUGCAAACAAGGAAUCAAAUUGGCAUAAUAACAUGGGUGGUUCUAAGUUAAGUAAUGCUGAAUUCCAAGAUUUACCAUUGUUGAAAUUUGAAACUCUGGUGCUUGCAACGAACAACUUUUCAGUAAGUAAAAAGCUUGGACAAGGUGGUUUUGGUCCUGUGUACAAGGGUAAAUUUGAAGAUGGACAAGAGGUUGCUGUAAAACGACUCUCAAGAGCAUCAGGACAAGGUCAACAAGAAUUUAUGAAUGAAGUGGCUGUUAUUUCAAAGCUUCAGCAUAGAAAUCUUGUGAGACUGUUGGGCUGCUGCGUAGAAGGAGAAGAGAAAUUGUUGGUGUAUGAAUACAUGCCAAAUAAGAGCUUGGAUGCACUCCUCUUCGAUCCCUCUGGUCGGGAGCAUUUGGACUGGAAGAAGCGCUUCAAUAUAAUCAAAGCCAUAAGUAGAGGUCUCCUUUACCUUCAUAGAGAUUCUAGAUUGAGAAUUAUCCAUAGAGAUCUUAAAGCAAGCAACAUCUUGUUAGAUGGCAAUCUCAAUCCAAAGAUAUCAGACUUUGGCAUGGCAAAGAUAUUUGGAGGCAGUCAAGACCAAGGUGACACCAAAAGGAUUGUUGGCACCUAUGGUUAUAUGUCUCCGGAGUAUGCAAUGGAAGGUCGGUUUUCAGAAAAGUCAGAUGUGUAUAGCUUUGGUGUACUGCUACUAGAGAUUGUUAGUGGAAGAAGGAACAGCAGCUUCAAAGAUGAGGAGUCUUUGAGCCUUUUAGCUCAUGCAUGGAAAUUGUGGAAUGAGGGCGGCAUUUUGUCAUUGGUCGAUCCAGCGAUUUCAGCAUUAGACUUCGAAGCAGAGAUUUUGAGGUGCAUACAGAUAGGACUACUGUCCGUACAAGAAUUUCCUGAAGAUAGACCAAGCAUUACCACAGUUGUAACCAUGAUAGAGAGUGAAGUUACAGAUCUUCCUUGUCCUACACAACCUGGGUUUACGCAAAGGAGAAUAGCUUUUAUGAAUGGAGUGCAACAAAAUGUCCGUGAUUGUUAUUCGGUUAAUGGUGCUUCAAUUACUUCUUUAGGUGGUCGAGGUAAACAAAGUAAUUUUCUUUACUCCCUUCUACUGGAUAUCAUGGAUUAUUAUCUCCAUCUUCUUUUUAUUUUUCUCUCUUGGUAUGGUGUCUCUGGGUUUGGUUCGGUUCGAAACACUAUCACCACCACUCAGUUUCUUAGAGACCCAGAUACAUUAGUAUCUAUUAAUACCAUAUUCAAGUUUGGUUUCUUCAGCCCAAUUAACUCAACAAAUCGCUACGUUGGAAUCUGGUAUAAUAAGGAAGUUGCUGAUGCAAUAGAAGUGGUAUGGGUAGCGAAUAGGGAAACCCCACUUACUGAUUCUUCUGGGGUGGUAAAGAUAUCUGGGAUUGGAAAUCUUCAGGUCUUGGAUGGAAAGAACAAGAGCAUUUGGUCAUCAAAUGUAACAACUAACUAUAAGGCUAAUAUUACUAGCUAUGUUGCUAAGCUUCUAGAUGCUGGAAACCUUGUUUUACAUGCAAAUGAUGUAAUAAUCUGGCAGAGUUUUGACCAUCUUACAGACACUUUGUUGCAUAAUACGAAAUUAAGGUUGGAUGAUGAGAAUCAUACACCUGCAUUUCCACGGAUUGCGUCGUGGAAGAGUAGUUCAGAUCCAUCAAUUGGACGAUUUACUGCUGGUUUGAUUCACAGCAGGCUUCCUGAAAUUUUUGUCUGGGAUGGUGAUCGACCUUAUUGGCGAUCAGGACCUGGGUACGGUAAUAUGUUUCUGGGAGUAAAAGCUAUGUACUACUUUGCACAGGAAGAUGGAUUUGAUAUUGAAAAUGAAACUGGUGGUACCCCAAUCUUAUCCUUUUCUUCUGCGAGCAGAAACGUUACAGAACACUAUGUAUUGAAUUAUGACGGUCAGUUGUUAAAAAGAGAUUAUUCGGAAGCUAAUGGAAGCAUUGGAGGGUAUUGGUUUAAUCUAUGGUGGUCUGUAUUUUCUGACUGUGAUAUUUAUGGAAAGUGUGGAGAGUUUGGGAGUUGUAACUCAGAUCAUUCGCCUAUUUGUAGUUGCUUGAACGGCUUUCAACCAAGGAAUAACACAGAAUGGAAUGCAGGGAAUUGGAGUAGAGGGUGUAAACGGAAAACACCUUUGCAGAAGUGUGGGACUGUAGGAGGAGGAGAAGAAGAUGGGUUUUUGAGGUUGAGGAAUACGAAAGUGCCAGAAAAUGCCACGUGGUUGUACUCAGAGGGUGAGGAGGAUUGCAGGCAAACUUGUCUUGGGAAUUGUGCAUGUUUAGCUUAUGCUUAUUAUUUGGGUUUGGGGUGUCUGAUAUGGAAUGAAACAUUGAUUGACAUACAGGAAUUCACAUCAGUUGGUGUUGAUCUUUUCAUCCGGGUGGCUCAUUCAGAAUUAGUUGUAACUAAACCGCAGCAGCAAGGUAAAGCUAGCAAAACGAAGUUGAUUCUAAUGAUAGUUAUGAUCGGAUUAGCUACAAUUUCUGUCAUUAUGCUUAUAUACUGUGUAUGGAGGCGGACAAAUAAAAGAAAUGGAGUAACAAGAGUUGUGAGAAAUAAGACUUUGUUGCAAACCUCUACGCCUAAAGACGGAACUAGUAAAGUUGAAAUUGGAGAUUUACCAGUGUUCGGAUUGGAAAAGUUGACAAUUGCGACAGACCACUUUCAGGAUUUUAAUAAGCUUGGACGAGGUGGUUUUGGUUCAGUAUACAAGGGAAAAUUAGAAGAUGGACAGGAGAUAGCAGUUAAAAGACUUUCAAAGGGAUCUGGGCAAGGACUUAAAGAGUUCAUGACUGAAGUGUUGGUUAUUUCAAAACUUCAACACAGAAAUCUUGUCAAACUGCUGGGUUGCUGUAUAGAAGGAGAAGAAAAAAUGCUGGUUUAUGAAUACAUGCCUAAUAAGAGCCUGGAUGCACUUCUGUUUGAUUCAAAAUAUCAGAAAAUUCUGGACUGGAAAAAGCGAUUCAACAUUAUCCUAGGCAUAUGCAGAGGACUUCUUUACCUUCAUCGAGAUUCUAGAUUAAGGAUUAUUCAUAGGGAUCUUAAAGCAAGUAACAUUUUGCUGGAUGGUAAUUUCAAUCCAAAGAUAUCAGACUUUGGCAUGGCAAGGAUAUUCGGAGGCAACCAAGAUCAAGGUGACACCAAAAGGAUUGUUGGCACCUAUGGUUAUAUGUCUCCUGAGUAUGCUAUGGAAGGCCGUUUUUCAGAGAAGUCGGAUGUGUUCAGUCUCGGGGUGCUGCUACUAGAGAUUGUAAGUGGAAGAAGGAACAACUUGUUCAAGGAUGAGGACUCCUUGAGCCUCUUAGGUUAUGCAUGGAAUUCGUGGAAUGAGGGGAAUAUUUUGUCAUUGAUUGAUCCAACAAUUUCUGAAUCGGCCUUUCAUGGUGAGAUUUUGAAGUGCGUACAACUAGGACUGUUAUGCGUGCAAGAAUUUCCUAAUGAUAGACCGAGUGUUUCCAUGGUUAUUUCGAUGAUUGAAAGCGAGGUUACAGAUCUUCCUAGUCCAUCUCAACCUGGCUUUACACAAAGAAGAGUAGGUUCUCCUAAACUAGGCCAACAAAAUGGUGAUGAAAACUGUUCUGUUGAUCGUGUUUCUAUUACUGUCUUAAUGGGUCGAUGACUGCAGUUUUCUGCAGGAAGUUAUGUUGUGAUUAGUGUCUAACGACCAUAUCUGCUACAAGUCAGUAACAAAAUUUUGACAUGAAAUUAUUUUCGUCAAAGAUGGUACUUCGUAUGAGUUUGUAGAUUUUUUUGUUUCUUAUUUUUCUAUACAGUAAUUGUUACAUCA
This is a messenger RNA of Spinacia oleracea (spinach), 5914 nucleotides long. RefSeq lists its product as uncharacterized. Lineage: Eukaryota; Viridiplantae; Streptophyta; Magnoliopsida; Caryophyllales; Amaranthaceae. Gene Ontology annotation, cellular component: plasma membrane. The record is from RefSeq and is a predicted model, not a curated record. Gene Ontology annotation, biological process: recognition of pollen; protein phosphorylation. The transcript is spliced from 14 exons. Bases 719 to 5746 code for a protein of 1675 amino acids. Gene Ontology annotation, molecular function: protein serine/threonine kinase activity; ATP binding.